CUGCCACCUCCGCUCAACCCAAACUAUAUAUAUACACCAAAUGAACAACUUGCACCUGCACUUUUAGUUAUGGCUUUUUCUCAUCCUCAAACCCAUCAUCUUCUCCUUCCUUCCUCCUCCAAGCAUGUGGGUAUGGCGGCGGCCACACCAUCAAACCUGAAACUGAGGGUUCACCAACGGGGAUUCCCUGUUGGGUGCUUGAGUAUGGAUUCAGGGGCAGUGGUAGAACUGGAAAGAGAGUUAAAGGCUGAGAUUUUGAACCCAGAAGAAGAGCAAGAGUUGAUGAAAGCAGGAGACAAGUGUAGGGAGAGGAAGGGAGUGGUGGCGCUGUUAGAGUGCUUGGAAAUGGAAGCAAUCAUGGGUGGUGAUCAAGGCAAAAACCCUUCUGAUUACAACAGAAGAGCGCGGAUUUUCGAUAAGAGCUCCAGAGUUUUCCAGGCUCUCAAGCAACUACAGAACAAAACAGCAGUAUGACAACAAAUUCUCACUCUCCUUUGUCUUUAAUGCUUUGUAUCUUUUUCAUGCUCCUGUUGCAAUGGGCUUAAAGAAAGGCCUUGUUGUUUUUACUUGUAUCACAAAAUAAUCAAGAAGCAUAAAUCAAUACUUCCUUAGGAAUUUGCUAGGACAA
Carica papaya (papaya) is the source of this 628-nucleotide messenger RNA. RefSeq lists its product as uncharacterized. Gene Ontology annotation, cellular component: chloroplast. The record is from RefSeq and is a predicted model, not a curated record. Lineage: Eukaryota; Viridiplantae; Streptophyta; Magnoliopsida; Brassicales; Caricaceae.